CAUUCUCAAAUAGUCCCACAGUUUCCUACAUCAAUAAAAUACUCAAAUUAUUUGCCAGAGAAAAAGGAGAUUUUUACUGUUUGGAUAAUUAAUUAUAUCAAAAACAUAAUAGGUGAGAAAAUUCACAACACCUUUAAAUUCCACUGUUUCCCUUCCAUUUUUGAUCACACUUCUUCAAAAAUGCCAAUUAACCACUGGCUAUCUCCGGAGCUAAAAACCCAAUCGAUCCCUACCACCGCCGCCAGUUUCUGGCCCGCAGACGCCGUGCUCCGCAGCCAGAGCACGGCGUUCUGCCUCAGCCUCAAAAAUGAAGACGAGGAUGAGCUUGUGAUCGAGGAUCCGGCGGCGGUGGCGAUGGAAGACGGUGCACAAAUCCAGGUGUCGAAAGAGCCGUUGUUCGAGAAGCCGUUGACGCCUAGCGACGUCGGGAAGCUGAACCGGUUAGUGAUACCGAAGCAGCAUGCGGAGAGGUACUUCCCCUUGAACGGCGGCGUGGAGAAGGGGCUGCUGCUGGGCUUCGAGGACGAGGCCGGGAAGCCGUGGCGGUUCCGAUACUCAUAUUGGAAUAGCAGCCAGAGCUACGUGCUGACCAAGGGUUGGAGCCGCUUCGUGAAAGAGAAGAGGCUCGAUGCCGGUGACAUCGUCCUCUUCGCUCGCCACCCCAACGACCUCGGCCGCCUCUUUAUUGGAUGGCGGCGGAGGAGCGGGCAAGAGCCUGCUGCUCCUCCGCCACCGUGUGUCGGUGGUUGGAGUGGCCAGCUUUACUCUGCUAACCACUCCUCUAAUUCUUCUGCAUCGUACACUGGUUGCCCUCAUGCAGAGAAUAAUGUAAAAGAAAGAAAUGGGAAUUCGAAGAGGUUGAGAUUAUUCGGGGUGAACUUAGAGUGGGAGGAGGAGGAAUCGACUUCGGGUUCGGGGAAGGGUCAAGUUGAGGAACAGGCAUACCAUGAGUACUACUCGAGCCAUCGUCGAGCCGGUCACACAGUAAGCUACGGCGUGUGAUUCCACAAAUAUUUAAGAGAGUUGGUGGUGGUGGAGAUGUGACUGGUACAAUUUCCUAGUUUAAUUUAGUUGUUGUUUCCCUUAAUCAAACAGUCACGAUUUCUGCACAUAUAGAUGGGAAUUAUAUUGUGGAACAAUUACUGCCUUUAAUUUAGAUAAAUUAUUUCUGCUCAAA
Salvia hispanica is the source of this 1177-nucleotide messenger RNA. NCBI's taxonomy places the organism in Eukaryota, Viridiplantae, Streptophyta, Magnoliopsida, Lamiales, Lamiaceae. The record is from RefSeq and is a predicted model, not a curated record.